UUCCUUUUUUUUUUCUCCCCCACUUUUUUGUGACUCAGAUUGUGGAGAAAUUAUCUCAGUUGCAGGAACGACGCAAGGAGAUCAAUGAUAAAUGGCGAGAGAAAAUGGACUGGUUGCAAAUAGUUAUGGAAGUGCUGAUGUUCGGGCGGGAUGCCAGCAUGGCAGAAGCUUGGCUUGCCAGCCAGGAGCCAAUUGUGCGCUCCACUGAACUGGGUGACAAUGUGGACGAAGUUGAAAACCUGAUCAAGCGACACGAGGGCUUUCAGAAAUCGGUAGCCGCCUGGGAGGAACGUAUCCUGGCACUGGAGAAACUCACCACGCUGGAAGAGAAUGAACAUCGGCAGCGCGAGCAGGAAGAAGUGAGGAAGAGGACAUCUCCGACGCCAACCCCAUUGGAACCCACCGUCAUGAUACCACAGACACAAAACACAGAUGGGCAUCAUCUACCCAGCAGCACUCAGACCAAUGGGUAAGAGCUGAGACCUGGCCCAAUGGGGCAA
Messenger RNA from Notechis scutatus (mainland tiger snake), 500 nucleotides. Lineage: Eukaryota; Metazoa; Chordata; Lepidosauria; Squamata; Elapidae. The record is from RefSeq and is a predicted model, not a curated record.